Messenger RNA from Pseudonaja textilis, 2839 nucleotides. Lineage: Eukaryota; Metazoa; Chordata; Lepidosauria; Squamata; Elapidae. The record is from RefSeq and is a predicted model, not a curated record.
UUGGCACAGAGAGAAAUCCUAGAGCGCCCUUUGUUUUCUUCCGAGGCGCGUUCGCAGAACUCGAGUCGGCUAAAAAGCAGCCGGGAGAAAUGGAUCCUAAGUUGCAUGAUGUUCGUAAUACAGUGAAAGAAGCAAUUAGCACCCUACAUUCUUCCAGAGAUAGUGCCCAUGUCCAGGAGACUUUGUGGGCAGUCAGGAGGUAUCUUGAUGAAUCUGAAAAUCCACCCUCCAUAAAACAGAAGGAAGAAUUUAUCCGCAAUCAUUUUACUGUCUUGGUUCAGUCUCUGCUCAGCAACCUGAGUCCUGAUUGGCCAGAGCAGUUUCCAUCAGAGGAAGCCAAAGAACUGUGGGCUAGCUUCUUCAUUGAUGGACCAGCAGAUCAAUCUUUUAUGGCUUUACUGGAUGCUAUAAUUUCUGCAGAGCCAAGUUUUCGUCUGAAUAAAGCAGUUGAUACCCUAGAGCAAUUCUUGCAGAAGUCCAGACUCUCUGCUUUAAUAUGGGAAAUCUGCAAGCAGCAUACAGAAGGCGGUUCUCUGGUUUUGCGCGAAGCAAUUCUCAACAAAGUUGUAUGUUUACCUGAUCACUUAGGGAACAAACUCCAGGAAGUCAACCGACCAGUCUUCUACCCUCAAAAUUAUUUUCCAUUGCUUGGCAUGGAAAUUAUCCAGGUGAUGGAAAGAAUUUCUGGCUCACUACGUGAUGGUUUGGAUUGUUCCAUUUCCUUUGUAUCUCAAGUGUUAGGAAAGGUCUGUGUGCAUGGAAGACAAAAAGAAAUCUUGAGCGCGUUGGUGCCUCACCUAACCAAUUACACUCAGUCUGAUUGCAUCUGGCAGAGAAUCUGUUGGCGACUAUUUGAGAGCUUGCCCGAUCGCUGGAUGGAAGCAGUGGUCUGUGGCUUGGUCCAGGCAGUCCCAGGGCCCGUUGUGUUGUCGCGAUUGCUGGGGAAUUUGGUGGUCAAAAACAAGAAGGCCCAGUUUGUCAUCACACAAAAACUGUUGCUGCUUCAGUACAGCUUUCCGACCAAGGUGCUGCAGACUCUCCUUGGCUACCUUGCCCUGGAUACCACCCGUCGUUCCUUGCUGACCAAAAUUCUGAGAGAGCUGCUGGAGACCUGGAGUAGCAGCAGUGCCGUGAAACACUCCCCAGCCGAGCAGCAGCUCUACAUUAGCAAGGCCAUCCUCCUCUGUCUCUCUCACCUGGAAGAAGAAGACCUCUCAGCCAGCCGACAAGAGCUCUUUACCAGCCUGAUGGAGGGAAUGAAAUGCCACCUGGACAGUAAUUUGCCCCGGAUCCGUCGGAUGGGCAUGGUCGUAGCAGAAUCUGUCAGCGCCAAGAUAACGCCGGAAGGGCCCGCGUUGGUGUUCCAGUAUGAAGAAGAUGAUGAGAUUAAAGAGCUGAAAUCCUUGCUGACCCAAAGACUGGAAGAGGCGCUAGACCCCAAGCCCCCAGACACUGGUUGCAGGGACAGCACAUCCAACCUGACCUCCAGCGCGCUUCUACCUUCCAGUGUGACACCAGCAGAUUUGGAUGCCUCUGAAGACCCCGAAAAGGGAGUUGAUUCAGAGCUUGAUAGCGAUGACGACCUCGUCCCUUAUGACAUGUCACAGGAUAAAGAGCUGAAGAAAACCAGAGCUCCCACCUACAUCAGGGACUGUUUUGAAAUUCUGACGGGACCGGAAGAUGCCGAAAAAUACGAAGCCACUUUGGGUGUCUUGGAAACUCUGAUCCGGAGGGACACAGCCACCACUCAAGAGAUGAGCGUGGAACUGGCAAAAGUCUUGCUCCACUUGGAAGAGAAGAGCUACAUCGAAGGGUUCGCGGGGCUUCGGCAAGGUGCCUUGGUGGCUGUUACUGUCGCAGACCCCAUCCGAGUGGCCAAAUAUUUAACUUCAGAAUUCUACUCCCUGAAUUACAGUCUGCGUCAGCGGAUGGACAUCCUGGAUGUGUUGGCCGUGUCUGCCCAGGAAUUGUCUCGACCGGCUUCAUCUCCCUCAAAACCAAAUGCCAGUCACCCCAGGAUCCAAAUCAUCUCUCAUAACUCUUCUUCUCCAGACUGGAAGAAAGUGGUGGAGGAGAGGAUUAGAAGCAAGACCCGAAGGUUUGCAAAGGGCCGGUUCCAAGCAGAACAGUUGGGCACUCCUAACCAGUUUGCUCCAAUUGCUGGCCAUUUCUUCUUCCCACUUCUUCGGAACUUUGACAGGCCUCUGACCACCUUUGACCUUCUGGGGGACGAUCACCUGGUCCUAGGACGACUGGUGCACACGUUGGCGAUUCUCAUGUACUUUGCUCUCCAUGCUGCGAUAACGCCUGCAAUGGGGAAGGCGUUGCUGGAGUUUGUCUGGGCUCUGCGUUUCCACACCGACACAUACGUACGGCAUGGCCUCCUGUCUUCAGUCUCCUCCAUACUCCUCAGUGUACCUGCUGAGUACCUUCUGGAUGACAUGACGGAGGAAAUUCUAGAGACUCAAGCCUGGCUGGCAGAUGUCGCCGAGAAGGACCCAGAUGGGGACUGCAGAAAUUUAGCGAUGCAGAAUCUGCUCCUGAUGGAAAACUUGAAGAAAAAAAAGCUUGAAACGGCUCCUCUGGCGUUAUAAGACCGCUUGCUCCUAAAGAUACUCUCUAAAAAGCCAGGUGGCUGCAAAUGUCCCCAGGCCUUUACGAGAAAGGAACAAAAGAGCACGGAGCUGGAAAGGAGAGAGAUCUGGGCUCCGUGUGGCACUUACAACCUGUUGUGGCUAACCGACAUGUAAAUUUGGUCCUAGUUAUUUAAUGGUCUUGGCCAAUUUACUGAAAGUCCAAAGCAAAGUUUUAGAACUGCAGGACAUUUUUCCAGAGGGGG